ACAGGUGUCAGACAAGAUGGCCGACUGGCGAAAUUUUCAAAUCGUGAAACUGCAUUUUCUCGAAAGGAGCGCUUUUCUUAACUAACGGCUGAUUUAAGAGGGAAAGAUCAAUUUUCAACAGUUAAAAACUUUAAUUUAAGUUGCGGGUAUCAAAAAAGUUUCUUUUAAUAUUUUUCUCGGAAGGUAAUACAAAACAGAAACACUUUAAGUAGUGCUCAUAGGUAAGAAUAGGCCCAAAGACACCAAGUGUCCACACAGAAGUGCAUUUUGCACUAGCUAAAAAAUGGCAGCAACUACUGUUCAACCAAAACCACCUGCUACUGAGGAACCUGAAGAAGACAAGGAGCUACAAAACGAACUGAAACUACUUGUUGAUAAAAUCACUGGCACAGAUCCUAAACUGAUCCUCCCGGCACUGGAAAUGCUAAAAUACCUUAUCCGAACCUCCACCACCUCGAUGACCUCUGUACCGAAACCUCUCAAAUACUUGACCCCUUACUAUGAAUUACUAAAAGACACUCACAAAAAAAUGCCUUCGGGCAACACCAAGCACAUCCUUGCAGAUGUGAUUUCUGUUCUCGCUAUGGGCACCGCAGGGGGUGAGGAGGCAAGGAAACAAAGGGAAUGUCUUAAAUAUUGUUUGAUCGGUACAAUGAAAAACAUUGGAGACUGGGGGCAUGAGUACAUCAGACAACUGGAAAACGAGAUUGUUCAGCAAUGGGUGAUUUCAAACUGUGGAACUAGUGACAAAAUGUUGAUGCCCCUCAUUAAUGACAUUAUAAAGUUUAACUGCGAGCACCACGCUGAAAUUCAGGCGUGCGACUUACUGAUGGAGAUCGAUCAGUUGAGUUUGCUGCCAACUUAUAUUGGAUCGAACACAUACCAGAGGAUGUGCUACUAUUUAAUAUCGUGUGCCAGAUAUGUAGAUGACAUGGAAAGGGAUAAAAUAAUGACGCUCACUUAUGAGCAGUAUUUGAAAUUUGACGAAUACUCUAGGGCUCUCAUUAUCGCUCUUCAAAUGAACAACGCCCAGUUUGUCAAUCAGGUGUUUUCUAAAUGCACGGACAGAAUAAUAUUAUGUCAAUUAGCAUUUAUAUGUGCCAGGCAACUGUUUUCAGUGGAACUGGACACCGAAACUGAAGAUUACGAGGACCUGAAUAACAUUUUAAGCAACAGCCUUUUAAGCUCGUUCUUUCAUACUUUAUGCCGAGAGUUGGACGUAAUGGAACCCAAAAUGCCCGAAGACGUGUAUAAAACCUGGUUGGAACCAGUACCACCUAGAUUGCAAAUUUUAGGGGAGAACAUGGACAGUGCCAGACAGAACUUGGCCUCAUCUUUUGUCAAUGGGUUUGUUAAUGCCGCGUUCGGUAUCGAUAAACUUUUGACCGAAGAUACUGGCAACAAGUGGAUUUAUAGAAAUAAGGAUCACGGUAUGUUAAGUGCAACAGCCGCCUUAGGCCUCGUGCACUUAUGGGACGUCGAUGGUGGCCUGACGCCCAUAGAUAAAUACCUGUACACCACAGAAGACUAUAUUAAGUCCGGGGCCCUUUUGGCUUUAGGGAUCGUCAACUGUAGGGUGCGAAACGAGUGCGAUCCCGCGCUGGCUCUUUUGGGCGACUACAUACUCUGCCCUAACGAGCUCUUACAAAUCGGGUCCGUUUUAGGGCUUGGCAUAGCCUAUGCAGGCAGUCAAAGGGAUGAAAUCUUGUCCCUCUUACUUCCCGUGCUAACCUCCUCGAAAUCCCUGGAAAUCUUAGCGAACGCGAGUAUCGCCUGCGGUUUAGUUUCCUUAGGGAAAUCCGAUUCCGAAGUACCGUCGGCGAUAUUAAACGCGAUGAUCGAACUCCACACGCAAGACCCGGAAAACUUAAAGUCCGUCUUCAUGAAACUGAUGGCCUUAGGGGUGGCUUUGUGCUACUUCGGGGCCCGAGACGAUAUUGACGUUUCGAGUAACACCAUGGAGGUUUUUCCUGAGCCGUUCAAGAGUUUCGCCCAGACGACGUUGUUAAUGUGCUCCUACGCCGGUACCGGCGACGUGCUGAUCAUCCAAGAGCUCCUGGCCAUGAUUGGAGAGAAGGUGGAGUCUCCUAAUGAAGAACAACCCGCUCCUCCACCGGCUCCUAAAGGGCCUAAGAAGGCCAAAAAGGGGUCCGAGUGGGAUUAUGCCAUGGGCCAGGCUGUAGCAACGCUGGCUGUAGCUUCUGUGUCGUUUGGAGAGGAUAUCGGUAUGGAUAUGGUUCAAAGAAUCUUUGGUAACCUGGGUAGAUAUGGAGAACCAUCGGUUAGAAAGGCCGUACCCCUUGCUAUAGCCUUAUCGUCAGUGUCCAACCCUCAACUACCCGUACUGGACGUUUUAACUAAGUAUUCUCAUGAUAUUGACGACGAAGUUGCCUGUAACGCUAUUUUCGGUUUAGGUCUUAUUGGAGCUGGUACCAAUAACGCCAGACUGGCGGCUGGAUUGCGUCAAUUAGCAGUGUUUCAUGCCAAAAGCCCUUCGCCGCUCUUCAUGGUAAGGGUCGCUCAAGGUCUGGUGCAUUUGGGCAAAGGUACGUUAACUCUAAACCCGAUGCACACUGACAGGAUGUUACUGGAUCCCGUAGGAAUGGCCGGACUUCUUAUAACAGCAGUUUCCCUCUUGGAACCGCACUCCUUAAUAUUGGCCAAAUGUCAUUAUUUAUUGUACUCUUUGACGGUCGCAAUACAGCCCAGGUGGUUAUUGACGUUGGAUGAAAAACUGGAAAUUGUUCCCACCACCGUUAGAGUUGGUCAGGCGGUGGAUGUAGUGGGAAAAGCAGGAACCCCUAAAACGAUCGCAGGCAUCCACACCCACUCGACCCCAGUAUUACUGGCAGCAGCCGAAAGAGCCGAACUAGCAACGGACCAGUACGAACAUUUCGCCCCCACAUUGGACGGGAUUUGCGUGCUAAAGAAAAACCCCGAAGCCACCUAAAGUAAGGGAUCUUUAACGCCAUAUCAGUAUUAUCACAAAGUUUUUAUUUUAUUUUCUCUGUUAUUUGAAUAAAUAUGUUAGUUUAUCAA
This is a messenger RNA of Anthonomus grandis grandis, 3039 nucleotides long. Its product is annotated as 26S proteasome non-ATPase regulatory subunit 2-like. The transcript is spliced from 15 exons. Bases 284 to 2950 code for a protein of 888 amino acids. NCBI's taxonomy places the organism in Eukaryota, Metazoa, Arthropoda, Insecta, Coleoptera, Curculionidae. Gene Ontology annotation, molecular function: enzyme regulator activity. Gene Ontology annotation, biological process: proteasome-mediated ubiquitin-dependent protein catabolic process; regulation of protein catabolic process. Gene Ontology annotation, cellular component: proteasome regulatory particle, base subcomplex; nucleus; proteasome complex. The record is from RefSeq and is a predicted model, not a curated record.